ACAUGCGCAGAGUGAAGCGGAUGGGACACGUCAGGUUUGGCGUGGAUCUAAGCUGUGCGCAUGCGUCACUGAGGACCGUCGGCUCUGUGAUCUGAAGAGAACACGAUGAAGAUGAUGACCGCUCUGCUCCUCCCGCUCCUCCUGCCCUUGCUCGGCCUGUGCACCGCGGAAGACGGGGCUCGCCUGCUGGCCUCCAAAUCUCUGCUGAACCGCUACGCCGUGGAGGGCCGGGACCUCACCCUGCAGUACAACAUCUAUAACGUGGGCUCCAGUGCUGCUCUAGAAGUGGACCUGUCCGAUGACUCCUUUCCCCCAGAGGACUUUGGAAUAGUGUCAGGAAUGCUGAAUGUGAAGUGGGACAGGAUUGCUCCAGCCAGUAACGUGUCACAUACAGUGGUGCUGCGGCCGCUCAAGGCCGGCUACUUCAACUUCACGUCUGCGUCCGUGAGCUACGUGGCGCAGGAGGGAGGCCCCGUGGUGGUUGGAUACACCAGUGCCCCGGGACAAGGUGGUAUCCUGGCCCAGAGAGAGUUUGACCGCCGCUUCUCCCCCCAUUACUUGGACUGGGCUGCGUUCGGCGUCAUGACCCUGCCCUCCAUCGGCAUCCCCCUACUCCUCUGGUACUCCAGCAAACGCAAGUACGACUCAUCCAAAGCCAAGAAGAACUGAUUUUCCUCACCUCUGGAUGGAGAGGACAGAGGAAGGAUGACUGUAGCUGAGCAUCUAAGGAAGCUUCCUUGGACAUUUUCAAUACUUUGUAAUUACAGGAAUGACUCUGGUUUUCUAAAGGUUUGCGGAGAUGUGUGGGUUAAGAUUUUUGUGUGGGGCCAAGUAGUGCCUCUGCAGCAGCAUCAGUGCAUGUUCUAAUGGGCUGAGCUGUGCUCGCAGAAUUGAGUCUUGUACGUUUUCGUGUUGCACAGACCUUCAAAGGCAUUUAAGGUGAUAUAUUAUGCAAAAUUGUUUUUUGGAAGACUUUUUCAGACCAAAAUUGUUUCUUUACAUACCUGGCUGUUUCUACUUGCAGUCUUCCUUAGAGUGGUCACAUGAUGCCAUUUGAAAAACUCAGCUUGAAUAAAUUAUUGGAAACCAAACAAACCUCAUUGGGCUUCAUCAAAACUUGGAAUAGUGUGUAUGUUAUUUGACGGUUCCUAAUGUUUUAUUUUUUUAUUU
Messenger RNA from Periophthalmus magnuspinnatus, 1170 nucleotides. It is a transcript of the gene ssr2, whose product is annotated as signal sequence receptor, beta. Gene Ontology annotation, cellular component: endoplasmic reticulum; membrane. Lineage: Eukaryota; Metazoa; Chordata; Actinopteri; Gobiiformes; Gobiidae. Bases 106 to 669 code for a protein of 187 amino acids. The record is from RefSeq and is a predicted model, not a curated record. The transcript has 6 exons.